Messenger RNA from Lobosporangium transversale, 956 nucleotides. RefSeq lists its product as hypothetical. The record is from RefSeq and is a predicted model, not a curated record. The transcript is spliced from 2 exons. Bases 390 to 854 code for a protein of 154 amino acids. NCBI's taxonomy places the organism in Eukaryota, Fungi, Mortierellomycota, Mortierellomycetes, Mortierellales, Mortierellaceae.
CUCAUCCUUACUCUCUUACUCUCUCAGUCUGCGCAACCUUCCUCUCCUCUCCUUCAUAUAAAUAGCUCCUCUUCCCCACCCUUUCCUAUCCAUCUCAUAUCCAUCUUUCUCCAAUAAAGCAGAUUCAUAUAUGAUUCUUCAAUACCACUACAAUCAACCCCAUUCCCUCCUAUCCCUUCUCUGCCUUUCACUCUCGAGACUUCGAGCGAUCUCCACCUCCAUCAGCUGAUCCCUGCCUCUUUUCUAUUGUUUUCUAUUGCUUUCUAUUCAUCCAAAGCCUUAUUCAUUUCUGGCACCUUUAAUCCUUUACAUAUAAAAAGGUCACCACCGCUUUCUUUCCUAUCCACAGAUCUACAGCUCUCUUGAAAUAAAAAAAAAACCUAUCAACAAUGGAUUUGAACUGGUGCCCUGUUUGCGAACAGCAUAUCCCACUUGCAUGGGAGUCAAGUCUUUACUGCUCUGAACGUUGCAAGAAUGCUGAUGCCCUUGCAUCCAGCUCCAUUGGUGGUUAUCCUACAGAGAUGCCUUCUUUCUCCCGUGGAAGUCAAAAGAAAUCAAUGACUUCUUCCACCUCCCCUUCAUAUUCUCCUUUGUCUUCUCCUUCCUUGAUCGGCAUCAACUCGACCCCUGCAACAACAGCAUCUAAUAACAUGUAUCCUUCGCCUCCAACGUCCCCUAUGGGCAACUAUAUCUACAACAAGACUUCCGGUCACGGUCGUAUCUCACCACCAUUGUUCACUUUGGAUCAACCUGCAGUCACACCAGCAUAUGAUCUCCAAUUGCGUCGCAAGUCCACAACGACCGUUGUUGCCCCACAAUAUGCAGUUCCUUCCAAGAAAGGGUUCUUCCUAUAAAUACGCGCUAAUCGUUAAUGUAUGUGAAUUAGUUACAAGUGUUGAACUAGUUCCGUGCACGCGCCAAUCUGGACCUGCAGGGAAAAAGCAACCACAAAAAAA